AUGGUAACAUUUAAUUGUGAAGUGUGUAACGAUACUGUUCCUAAAAAGAACACCGAAAAGCAUUACUACCGUUGCCCACAAGCUUAUUAUACUUGUAUUGAUUGUAACCAGACAUUUGAUGACGGUAUCUCUUACAAGAAACACAUCCAGUGCAUAACAGAGGAUGAAAAAUAUCAGAAAGGAUUAUACAAGGGUAAAAAGAACGGUAAUCAGAAUGACCAAAAUGGAAAACAACCGAACGCUCAAGUGAAGAAGGAAGUCAAGGUCGAAAAGAAAGAGGAAAAGCCUGUCAAGAAGGAAUCUAAACCAGAGAAGAAGGAUAAGAAGGAUAAGAAAGACAAGAAGUCAAGCCUAAUCAAGGGUGAAUCAUUGUAUAAAAUCUUAAAAUCUAUCAACAAUAAAGACGACAAAAAAGAAUUAUUGAAGAGGUUGAUCGUAACAGCGGAAAACAAAAUUGAGCUGCAGUAA
Kluyveromyces lactis is the source of this 468-nucleotide messenger RNA. RefSeq lists its product as uncharacterized. The transcript has a single exon. The record is from RefSeq and is a predicted model, not a curated record. Gene Ontology annotation, molecular function: DNA binding. Gene Ontology annotation, biological process: negative regulation of transcription by RNA polymerase II; rRNA processing. NCBI's taxonomy places the organism in Eukaryota, Fungi, Ascomycota, Saccharomycetes, Saccharomycetales, Saccharomycetaceae. The coding region runs from base 1 to 468 and encodes 155 amino acids. Gene Ontology annotation, cellular component: nucleolus.